Messenger RNA from Drosophila bipectinata, 969 nucleotides. RefSeq lists its product as uncharacterized. NCBI's taxonomy places the organism in Eukaryota, Metazoa, Arthropoda, Insecta, Diptera, Drosophilidae. The record is from RefSeq and is a predicted model, not a curated record.
CCCUUCAGUCAGUCAAAAUGCGAAGCUUUCAAGUAUUAUUAUUUAGCUUGGGAUUAUUUAGUUUAGUUUCCAGUCAAUCUGCGAGUCUAGACGCUUAUAUUUUACAAAAUCAGCGGCAAUACGAUGCUAAAAUCAAGUCUUACGAAGAUCAGUUGGCAAACUUUCGGACUUUAUUCGCCAAGAGGCUGGAGGCGAUCAACCUACAAGCUGAUUCCAUGCAACUAAAACUGGAGGAGGCAUCUGCCCGGUUGGACCCCAUCGCCUUGAUCGACGGCUGGAGCAAGCAGUGUGUCCAGAACUAUUCCUCCAGUAUUCCAACAGUGACUGCGUCCCGGGCGGCGUUAGUCAAGUGUACGGAGAGUAUCAAUGGAGUUUUGAACAAUGUUGAAAGUACCUAUAAUUCUCUAAAAAGCUACUAUGCCAACAACCUGAAGAAUGCGUUGGCCAAUUGUAAUAAGGUUUACACAAAGGCCCUAUUAAACUACACUGUCUGUGUGACCAAAGUGAUCGCCGAUGCCAACCAGUACACAAUCACCAAUCAGAACAACUUUAACACAUACCUGAAAAGUGCCGAAUGCACGGCUGAUUCUAAGAUACGAUCCUCUUGGCAAUGUGCUUUUGGCCAGGUUUACUCCACAACGGCCACCGUGGAAGUGGCUUUAAGACUGGUCAACGAUUGCAUCGAAAAUAGAAAUGUAUGCGGCUCUAAUUUGUGCGAUACUGGUUGUCCAGUCCGAAAGACGGUGAGUCUGAAGGAGUUCGAUCUACGCAACGAAACCCUCCAGAAUCCCUUCAGAUACACAGACCAGCAUCCAAAUUGCCUGGAAAUAAGGUGGAAUUAAUAAGUUUAGUAAAAGAAACAUUGCUUAAAUGUAUAAAUAUUAAAGCAAUAAGUAAAUAAUCUGUUUUAAAGCCAACAAUUUAUUAAAGAUUUUAAAAGUUAAAUAAAUAAAAUAAGUAUGGAGGCUA